Messenger RNA from Gryllus bimaculatus (two-spotted cricket), 2471 nucleotides. NCBI's taxonomy places the organism in Eukaryota, Metazoa, Arthropoda, Insecta, Orthoptera, Gryllidae. The record is from the annotation of a GenBank genome assembly.
UCUCGAAUGACUUAAAAUUGGCGGCAUUAAGGUACUCGCACGCCGUAUUGCUCUUGUUUUCAAACUUCUUUUGUCAGUGGUCGUAUUUCAGAACCCAGUUGUAGAUGCCAGCACCAAGUCACGUGAAUUAACUAUGGUAGUCAUCUGAAAUUGUAUUUCAUAACUUUCUGCUAGUUCCUGCCUCUCCUAUUUAACGAAGUAUUUUAGUACCCAGUUUGCAACUUCUUACAAAAUGAGUGAAUUUUGGCUGAUAUCUGCCCCUGGAGAAAAAACUUGUCAGCAGACAUGGGAUACUCUUAAUAAUGUUACAAGCAAGCAGAAUAAUUUGUCUAUUAAUUACAAAUUUCACAUUCCAGAUUUAAAGGUUGGAACUCUGGAUCAACUUGUGGGAUUAUCUGAUGAUUUAGGGAAGCUUGAUGGAUUUGUGGAACAAGUGACUCGAAAAGUGGCCCAAUAUUUGGGAGAAGUUUUGGAAGAUCAGAGAGACAAACUUCAAGAGAAUCUUCUGGCAAAUAACUGUGGAUUAUCUGAAUAUGUUAUUCGGUUCCAAUGGGACUUAGCUAAGUAUCCUGUAAAACAGUCUCUGAGAAAUAUUGCAGAUAUUAUCAGUAAGCAAGUGGGGCAAAUAGAUGCAGACCUCAAAACAAAGAGUGCAGCUUACAAUAAUCUGAAGGGGAACUUGCAGAGUUUGGAGAAACGACAAACGGGCAGUUUAAUGACUAGGAAUUUGGCAGAUCUGGUGAAAAAGGAACAUUUUAUAUUGGAUUCGGAGUACUUAACAACUCUUCUUGUCAUUGUUCCCAGAAACAGUUUUAAUGAUUGGAAUCAGGGUUAUGAGAAACUGACUGAUAUGGUUGUUCCUCGAUCGAGUCAGCUGGUUUUCCAAGACAAUGAAAAUGGGCUUUUCACUGUCACUCUUUUCAAGAAGGUAGUGGAUGAAUUUAAACUUCAUGCCCGGGAGAAAAAGUUUAAUGUUCGUGACUUUACUUACAAUGAGGAAGAGUUGGCAGCUGGAAAGAACCAGAUUACCAAACUUGCCACAGACAAAAAGAAACAAUUUGGACCCUUGGUACGGUGGCUGAAAGUAAACUUCAGUGAAUGCUUUUGUGCUUGGAUUCAUGUGAAAGCUUUGAGGGUGUUUGUGGAAUCAGUAUUGAGAUAUGGCUUGCCAGUGAAUUUCCAAGCAAUGCUAUUGCAACCUAAUAAAAAACAAGCAAAGAAACUUCGUGAUGUCUUAAAUCAGUUGUAUGGUCAUUUGGAUGGAGGAUCAGUCCAAGGAUCAUCUGGUCCUCAUGAUACAAUGGACAUUCCUGGACUUGGAUUUGGACAGUCAGAAUACUACCCAUAUGUCUAUUAUCAUAUUACGGUUGAUAUGGUUGAAGUAAAAUCUCUGUAGAGGGAUUAAACAUCCAUAUUUUGAAAGAAUAUUACAUAGUAUUAUGUAUUGUAGAAAUUAUUGUUGGGGUGUGGUUUUGGCAAUAGCAGAAACGUUUUUGUGAUGGUGAAAAUACAAAUUAGUGUUUGAAUGUUCUGGGCUGUCUAAUAAUUGAAAUCUCCUUAGACAAUGAAUCACUUUCAGUAUGCUAACGAUGGCGUUGUUAUGACUGUAGAAAGAUAUUCCAGCUGGCUGGCCUUGUACGUUUGUGAUUCUUUUAAUGUCUAUAUAAAUGUAUUUGAAAUAUAGAUGUAUUAGGAUAAUUGCUAAAAGUUUGUGAAGUAAAAUAAAUGAAUAGUUGUGAAAUAUUAUUUUUAAAAUUGGGGAUCUUGGUGUCACAGGGCUAUGUAUAAUGUGCGAGUAGUUCUGCACAUUAUUGUACAGAAAAUAUAACUUUUAAGAAUACAUAAUUUGCCUGCUGCUGUUAUCAAUUGUGAGAUGUACAUGUAUUUAUUAGAGAUCAUAACAUAAGUCUUUAUGUUUAUUUUUCACACAUAUUUCAUGUGUAUUAUUUGUAUUAUUUACUCAUGCCACAGAUUCUUAAAAUAAGUUUCUUUGUUUUGAAAAUCAAAAAUUCGGUGUGCGUUGUUCAUUGCUAUGAAUACCAUCAAUUGUCAAGUAAGAAUAAUUUUUACAAAAAAACUCUUGUCAUUAAGUAUAGAUUUCAAAUAUACUUUAACCGUAAAUACAUGCUUCUAAAAAUACUGUGUUUUCUUGAGAACUGUUAAAGAUAACAAUUCCAGUACCAUCUGUUACUAAUUGUAUAAGUUUUGAAGAAUGUGUACAUAAAUGUUUUUUUGAAACUGUUUCUGAAUUGUAAAGAUGUUGACAUUCUCUGUACAUACAUUCCAUGGAAAAAUGUGUUUGUGUAAAGUGUAUUAAAUAUGUUAUUAAAUUUAAUUUGAGAACAAGUGUAUUAUUUUUAUGUAUUUUGUUUUAAAUCAUUUUUACUUUAUUUUUAUAUUUUAAUAUAGGAAUUCUGUUGAGAAGACUUCAGUAUGAAUAUUUCUAAAUACAGCUAAAAAGAGAAAUAAAU